Messenger RNA from Dichomitus squalens LYAD-421 SS1, 1307 nucleotides. RefSeq lists its product as uncharacterized. Bases 1 to 1035 code for a protein of 344 amino acids. The transcript is spliced from 3 exons. The record is from RefSeq and is a predicted model, not a curated record. Lineage: Eukaryota; Fungi; Basidiomycota; Agaricomycetes; Polyporales; Polyporaceae.
AUGGCCACCGAGACCCAGCAAGCACCCGCAACGCCUGAGCUCACCAUCCUCUCCCGCGUCGGGUCCAUCCCGCUCAUCGCGGACUCGAUAAACUCGAUCAACUCGACCCUUCUCAACAACCCUUACACUCGUCCGACAUACACCACGGCCACAGAGAUCUCAAAGCGCGCCCUCAGCUACACCGAGCCUGUCCAGCAGCGCCUCGCACCCAUCCUCACCCGUGCUGAUGGACUCGCCAACAAGGGUUUCGACCUCGUUGAACAGCGUUUUCCUUAUCCUUUCCACACGCCUACGGAGGACAUCUUCAAGGACUUAAAGGGCCGCAGCGACGCUGCGAGGGACGUCGCCACGAAGACCAUCGAUGCCCGUGUCCGCACACCCGCAUACAAUAUAGCGCAGGGCAUCGACCAGAGCUUGGCCCCUUUUGUGGACUACUUUGCGGUCGUCGUGAACAAGGUGCAGCCGAACGGCACGCCCGAUAAGCCCACAGAAGUGCCCGCGGAGGCCAAAUUCCAGUACCAGCGCGCAUACUACCUUUCGAAGGAGCUCAGCGACCAGCUCCUCACCUACUCGACGGAGCAGAUUAACCAGAUCAAAGCGCAGAGCGCGAUCCUCCAGCGUGCGUCCGCGACGGCGCAGUCCCUGAGCGACCUCGCGUCUUCGAGCUAUGGCGCGGCGCAAGCUCGGGUACAUUCAUUGAGCGACACCAUGCUCUCGGAACUUCAGAAGGUUCAAGCCUCGACCGCGGCGCUUCCGGGCACGCUGCAGUCGGCGUUCCAGGACGUCUCGGCGAACUUGUCGUCGACGAUCAACGACCUCUCGGGCAUCCUGACGUCCCCCGACCCGCUCCCUGAGAAGGCGAACAAGGUGCGGGACACGGUGACGGAGCGCGUCCAGCCCAUUCUGGACACUGCGAACGCGCGGGUGCAGGAGAUCCUCGGGGCGCUCAAGGCUCGCGUGUCGGAGAACAGGCAGGCGGCGCAAGCUACUGCCAACGAAGCUACUGCCAGUGUAAACGGCAACGGUCACGCAUGAGUUUAUCAAGCGCACCCGCUCGCUCCCGUGGCCGAUCCGCGUUCUGAGUUUUGCACCGAUCCCGCACAUGCGCCCACCCUCUUCCCACCGAUUCUUCCGAUAGACGUCGUAGGGUUCCCACUACGAUUCUGCGUCUUCACGUCGCGUUCUCCCACUUCCCAAAACAUAGACACUCGUUCGUUAUGUUAUGUCAUGUUACCCUAGAGCACUUGUAUAGUAGCUGUCGUGUCUGUAUCUUGUCCUGUUGCGGUCCUGAACUGCUGGAUGCCAAC